Messenger RNA from Leptomonas pyrrhocoris, 479 nucleotides. RefSeq lists its product as hypothetical. The transcript has a single exon. The coding region runs from base 105 to 479 and encodes 124 amino acids. The record is from RefSeq and is a predicted model, not a curated record. Lineage: Eukaryota; Euglenozoa; Kinetoplastea; Trypanosomatida; Trypanosomatidae.
GUUUGUCGCGUUCUGUCUUUGAAUGCCCGAGAGAAAACACACACACACACCCACACACAAUUAUAGGAUCUUCUUUUGGAAGGGAAGGGCAACUGCCUUUGGACAUGAUGGCGCUCGUCAUUUCGGACGAGGUGACUCAAGAGGCUCAACGAAUUCUUGCGUGCCAGAAUAGCUUCGAGGUACUUCAACUGAGCCCGGAGAAAUGCACGAAGCAGUUGGUAAUGGAGCAGUACGAGGCCAAAGUCGCAUUGUUCAAGCGCUUGUUCCGCAACAAGUUGGCGCUGCAGGCUAAAGCGAAGUUAGACAACGCCAAAAUGCGUUUAUCAGAUCCAAUGCUGCGGGACAAGGAAGCAGCGGGGCUGAGGGAGAUGCAGCGAGACGUCCAGAAAGAUUACGUGGAACUGAAGGCGCUGGAGGAUCGAACCAGCAUUCUCGAAAUUAGGGCGGCUGCGCUGCGAAUCGAUGAGAAAUCUGCAUGA